AUGAGUCUUGUCUCGGGCUUCCCUCACCACCCGGUCAUGCACCACCACGACAGCCACCACUAUUCCCUACAUGCGGCGGCGGCCGGUCGGUGUCAUGAGGACACUGGGGCUCCUCCGUACUUUACCAGCUGGCUGAUAAGCCACGCGGAUAUGUCUCCCACCGAGUAUAGUCUCGCGCCCGGCUACAGCCCAGAGUACCAUGGCAACAGUGGCGGCGGCUCUACAGGCGGCCUGGACCCCCACCAUCACCAUCAUCAUCACUACGGACCUGGCGGGUUGGUUCCGGGGCCCGGCACCAUCUCGGUGAACGGAGCCACGGUCGGCAUGCACCACCACCACACACACCCUCGGACCGUGAAGCGGAGACCCACGGCCAACCGUAAAGAGAGGCGGCGGACCCAGAGCAUCAACUCGGCCUUUGCGGAGCUGCGGGAGUGUAUCCCCAACGUCCCGGCCGACACCAAGCUGUCAAAGAUUAAGACGCUGCGACUGGCCACCAGCUACAUCUCCUACCUGAUGGACAUCCUGGACAAGGACGGACAGCACGGAGACACACAGGCCUUCAAGGCCGAGCUGAAAAAGACGGAGGCUCGGGAGGAGCGGAGGAAGAGAGAGGCGGUGGAGAUUCCAAAGACAACAUCAUCUUCAUCAUCCUCAUCCUCCUCGUCAGCGGGCGAUAAGAAGAGUAAAGGGCGGACAGGAUGGCCUCAACACGUCUGGGCUCUGGAACUCAAACAGUAGCGCCCUCUGCUCUCUGUCCCUCUCCGGUCCUCGGGGAGCGGGACGGGACAGCCCUGAUGACUGUAGCCGCAAUCAUAAUCAUCUCUGUGGACCUUCCCGUAGCACGGUGGACAGGAAGAAAGUAACAGUUUACUAUUGGUUUGCUUAUUGGUUGGAGUUGCUGAUAGAACAUAACUUCAAAUUGAGAACUCCACCACCUUUCUGCCUUUUGUUCUGUGUAAGACCUUG
Molecule: messenger RNA, 969 nt
Organism: Morone saxatilis (striped sea-bass)
Lineage: Eukaryota; Metazoa; Chordata; Actinopteri; Moronidae
Gene: hand2
Product: heart and neural crest derivatives expressed 2
Exons: 2
Coding region: 1-741 (246 amino acids)
Biological process (GO): regulation of transcription by RNA polymerase II; heart development
Molecular function (GO): protein dimerization activity; RNA polymerase II transcription regulatory region sequence-specific DNA binding; DNA-binding transcription factor activity, RNA polymerase II-specific
Source: RefSeq, a predicted model, not a curated record